This is a messenger RNA of Homalodisca vitripennis (glassy-winged sharpshooter), 1770 nucleotides long. RefSeq names its product alkyldihydroxyacetonephosphate synthase-like. The transcript has 10 exons. The record is from RefSeq and is a predicted model, not a curated record. Gene Ontology annotation, molecular function: FAD binding; alkylglycerone-phosphate synthase activity. Lineage: Eukaryota; Metazoa; Arthropoda; Insecta; Hemiptera; Cicadellidae. Bases 271 to 1755 code for a protein of 494 amino acids. Gene Ontology annotation, biological process: lipid biosynthetic process.
UCUGUUGGUAAAUGUGUAGGCUUUCGUUUGCCGGGUGGGGCAAAACUGAAGUGUGCUGAUAGUGUAGUAGGAGUUGAGCAUAGAAAUAGUGACUUGUGAAUGGUUGUGUUUGGGUUAACAAUUGAUAGUGUAAGUGUUGCUAUAACUUGGUUAGGUGUUUGUGUUGAAUGUAAACACUGAACUAAGUAUUAUUUUGUAGAACAAAAGGUUAUUGUGUAAAUAUUAUUUUGUAUUAUUCGGGACUUCCAGUUCAGACCAAGUUUACGAACUAUGUCGAAAACAUCUGAAGAUAGAUUAAAAGUCAUUGCCAGACAUUUGAUGGGGAUUAAUGUAGCCAGAGGAAAUUUGGGUAUGAAUGAAACUGCUGCUAGCGAUGAGUACAAAAGUGAUCUUAUUCCUCAAGACGUUCAAAGUGCCGUACCGAAGAGAAGAACUGACCUGCUGAAGUGGAAUGGAUGGGGAUACAAGGACUCCAGGUUCCUCGUCAACAACAGAGACAUCAUCGAAUUUACUGGAUCUAGAUAUCCAAUUGGCCAGCAAGAGUUGCCGUACUUCACUGAAUGGGUGGUGAAAAAGCUCAACGUGAACCUUUACGAACGCAAAGCUCCAAAAGAUGUUCCUAAAGAGUUUCCUCCUUCAAAAGUUGGACAAGAUUUCCUAGACAGAAUGACAGAGGAGGGCAUUUCAUUCUCAGUAGAUGGCAUGGACCGACUGGUUCGUUCCCAUGGACAGACUCUCCAUGACAUUUUUAACCUACGAUGUUCUGGCACCCUGGAAAGAAUACCAGACUUAGUCAUCUGGCCUGGUAGCCACAGCGCAGUGGAGAGAGCUGUGAGGUUGGCAGAUGAGUAUAACAUUGUUGUGAUUCCAUAUGGUGGUGGCACCAGCGUCUCUGGCAGUGUAACUUGUCCUUCAGGAGAACAGCGAGUUGUGAUGGCAUUGGACACUUCGCAGAUGAACCGGUUGCUCUGGUUAAACCGGGACAACCUGACGGCCUGUGUAGAAGCUGGUAUAAUAGGGCAGGACUUGGAGAGAGAGUUGCAGUCUCGAGGCUUCACCUGUGGCCAUGAACCUGACUCGUAUGAAUUCUCCAGUCUGGGAGGAUGGGUUGCCACUCGGGCGUCGGGAAUGAAGAAGAACACAUAUGGUAACAUCGAGGACCUCAUAGUGAAAGUGAGGAUGGUGACUCCUCGUGGGGUACUGGAUAAGCCUUGCCAGGGUCCUCGGGUCUCAAGUGGACCAGACUUCAAUCAUGUUAUUCUCGGUUCAGAAGGUACCCUGGGAGUUGUAACUGAAGUGGUGCUGAAAAUUCGGCCUCUGCCUCGGUGUAAGAAAUAUGGUUCCAUAGUGUUCCCAGACUUUGAGACUGGUGUGAGGUGCAUGAGGGAAGUAGCCAGACAGCGCUGCCAACCGGCCAGUAUUAGGCUGAUGGACAAUGAACAGUUCCAAUUUGGCCAAGCCCUUCGGCCAGAAACUGGUUACUUUGGAUCGCUCAAGGAGGGUCUCAAGAAAACCUUCUUGACAAAACUGAAGGGCUUCAGCCUGGACCAAGUCUGUGUAGCAACACUGCUGUUUGAAGGGGACCCAGAAGAUGUUGCCAGUCAGGAGAAGAGGAUCUACAAGAUUGCAACGGCAGUUGGCGGUCUUGCAGCAGGAGAAACUAAUGGAGAACGGGGCUACACUUUAACCUUUGUCAUAGCUUAUAUUAGGGUAAAGAAUCAAUCGAUUUUUAUUUUAAGAUCACUUUUGCUCUAAAUAUCUCUCUCAUUU